Molecule: messenger RNA, 709 nt
Organism: Myzus persicae (green peach aphid)
Lineage: Eukaryota; Metazoa; Arthropoda; Insecta; Hemiptera; Aphididae
Exons: 3
Coding region: 266-709 (147 amino acids)
Molecular function (GO): protein dimerization activity
Source: RefSeq, a predicted model, not a curated record
UUGAUUACUUAACUAUGUUUUUAAUAAAAAUUAUUAUUGUAUUAAUUAUAUUUUAAUUUAAAAUUUAGGAAAUAAAAGAAAUAGGAAAGAACCAAAUGAUCUUAAAAAUUUCAUUGUCACUGCUAGCACUAGUGCACAGUACACAGAACCUACACAAAGCAAUGUACAGACAACUGAAGAUUUCUACAGAAUAAAUGCGUACUAUGUGAUUCUUGACACACUAGUUACAAAGUUAAAAGAAAGAUUUUCGAAUGAUAGUUUACAAAUGGGCAUAUCUGUUGAUAAUUUUUUUCAACUAAAAUUUGAAGAAAGUCAAUUUUUUAUUGAUCAUUAUCAAGGAUUAUUGGAUUUAUCGAAAUUCAAUAUUCAGUCAGAGAUGACCGUAGCAAAAAACAUCAUCUUGCAAUCAGGAAAUGAAAUAAAUUAUAAUACAAUAAAACAAAAUAUUUCUAAAAGUGUGUUUCCCAACUUAUACAAGCUUCUACAGGUAGCCAUAACUAUACCAAUCAGCUCGGCUACAUGUGAGCGAAGCUUUUCUGCAAUGCGCAAAGUCAAGACAUGGCUACGCACGAGUAUGCUGCAAGAAAAAUUUAAUAACUCUUCAAUAUUGCAUUGGAUACCAAAAUCAUUUAUAUCUUAUCUAAAACAUAGAAUAAAACUUUUAGAAACCGGUAUGAUCAAGACUCCUAUUGUAGGUUCUUUAACCUGA